Molecule: messenger RNA, 3330 nt
Organism: Scomber japonicus (chub mackerel)
Lineage: Eukaryota; Metazoa; Chordata; Actinopteri; Scombriformes; Scombridae
Gene: ift54
Product: TNF receptor-associated factor 3 interacting protein 1
Exons: 16
Coding region: 118-2040 (640 amino acids)
Biological process (GO): cilium assembly; intraciliary transport; regulation of microtubule cytoskeleton organization
Cellular component (GO): centrosome; axoneme; intraciliary transport particle B
Molecular function (GO): microtubule binding
Source: RefSeq, a predicted model, not a curated record
UUGACAUAGCAACCAAACGACAGAGACACCCAGUGUGGGUUUUUUCACUACGUAUUAAGUUUGUUUUAAUUUCUCUUCUACGUUUUAACAACUAAAACGUUAUUCAAGACCGCUGCCAUGAAUGCGGCAGUGGUGAAAAAGACCCAGGAGACGCUGGGUAAAGUGAUAAAGAAACCGCCUCUCACGGAAAAACUGCUAAGCAAGCCUCCGUUUCGAUACCUGCACGACAUCUUCAGUGAGGUAAUCAGGACCACUGGUUUUAUGAAAGGACUGUAUGGAGAGAACGAGAUGAAAUCAGAUAAUGUAAAGGAAAAGGACUCUAAGAUAAUCUUCCUCCAGAAAGCGAUAGAUGUCGUGAUGCUGGUUAGUGGCGAGCCCCUCGCGGCCAAACCAGCACGCAUUGUGGCCGGCCAUGAGCCUGAGAAAACUAAUGAGCUGCUGCAGGCCAUGGCCAAGUGCUGCCUCAACAAGAUGUCUAGUGACGAUGUGGUGAAGCGAGUGCUGUCAGGAGAAAAGUUGGACCUGAAGACCAAGGCCAGCACGUCCAGGUCCCAGGACAAGGAGAAUAGGGAAGGACGUGAACGUCACCAGGAUAGAGAGGAGAAGAAAAAGACUAUUGAGCGCAGCGGGAGCCGAGACCAGAAGGACCCAGACCAACCCAAAGAGCAGGAGAGCCGACGCAGAGACGGGGAGAAAGAGCACCACCACGACAGGGAGCGCUCGGACAAGCACCACCGCAGCGAACAAGACCACGGCAAAGAAAAAGACAAGAGUCGGGACCGGGAGCGCGACAGGGAUAAAGACAAAGGACGAGCAAAAGACAGGGACAGGGAGAAGGAUAGAGAGCGGGAUCGAGAAAGGGAAAAAGAUAAGGAGAGAGACAAAGACAGAGAAAAAACUAGAGAUAGAGAUUCUCACAGAGACCGGGAAAGAGACAAGGACAAACGAAGAGAAAAAGACAAAGAGCGGGGCAAAGAGAGAGAGCGACAAAAAGAGGGAGACGAGAGGAACAGAGGUGGAAAUAGCAAGGCCAGAUCAGCAGAGGAACCACAGCAAAAACCUGAUCCCGAAGAGUCCAACAGAAGAGCCAAACCUGUGCCAGCGCCUGCAGAGGCAGUUGAGAGCCAGUCCAACAGUCCAGCUAGAAUACCGCGGCCUUCAUCUGCCAAAGGGCAAAGGCGGAGACCAAAAAUUGGAGGUCAAGAUGAGUCUGACAGUGAUGGAGAUGGAGAUGCUCAGUUAGCCCAGAGACCUGUCCCCCUGGAAAAUGGAGAAGCUGGAGACUCCUUGGUGCCAUCCGACAUGGCCUCCAGCAACAGGCGGAUAGCACGGCCCAGCAGUGCUCGCCCGGCACCUCCACGAGUCAAGAGGCAGGAGAGUUACUCCGAUGUGGCCCCAACUGAGAGACUGUCUAGUGCCAAGCCCUCCGCACCAGUCAUCAUGGACGGGAAGAAGCUGUCCGAAGACGAGGAGGAUGAAGAUGAGCAAUUUCUCGUGGAGGAGGCAGUCCCUCCACCCUCAGAUGCUCCUGAGAUGGAGAUGGCACCUGCACAAGAACUCAACAGUGAAGAGAAACACGGUGGCCUAGUGAAAAAGAUCCUUGAGACCAAGAAAGACUAUGAAGUGUCACCAUCCUCCCCCAAAUCUAAAGAGCAGAACUUGGUGUCUGAAGCAGCGCGGAAGAAAGAGCGGGACCUGGUGACGCGAGAGAUAGAGCGGCUCCGUUCAUCCAUCCAGACGGUUUGUCGCAGCACUCUGCCUCUGGGUAAGAUCAUGGACUAUAUCCAGGAGGAUAUGGACGCCAUGCAAGCUGAACUGCACACCUGGCGGCGGGAGAACAAGGAACACGCACAGGCCUUGCUGCAGGAGCAGAGAGCGACAGACCGAGCGGUGGAGCCUCUCAAAGCAGAACUAGCUGAACUGGAUCAGCUGAUCAACGACCAGCAGGAUAAGAUUUGUGCCGUGAGGUCCAACAUACUGAAGAAUGAAGAAAAGAUCCAGAAGAUGGUAACUGGAAUCAACUUCUCCUCCAGAACCUGAAGUGAGAAACAAACAAAAUCUUUUCUAUAAAUGCACUGAAGAUGAAGUGUUGAAGUUCUUGUUCAGAAUAAUACAGUAAGACCAUUUUUCAUGGUGAUGAUGAUGUGGGCUGGAGCAGCUCUGCACUUUCAGGGGGUUUUGUGAGAACAGGAGAUGGACCCAGAUAUAUACGUUACACUACCAAACGGGGAAAUAAGCAUCAUCAGUCAGAUGUUGGAAAAUAAGAGCUUCCAUACGAUGGUCUGGAAGUGUAGCUCUGAUGAGGUGGAAAGUGCAAAGUGAAGUUAGAGAUGUGUCGACUGCUGUAACCGACAUAAAUAGACAAAUAAAUAAAAAUAUCCUCCUGCACUGCACACUAACCAAACCCCGUCUUUUACCCCCUUUUCUAUAAUGGUGCCUUUAUGAAAUGAGUCAGUGCACAACUCAUGACUUGGAAGUUGUAUUUAAUUACACAGUCAGUUCAUCUAAAGCCUGACACAUUCCUUAAUGAACAAUAAUUAACAUGAAUGUUGGGACCAAGUUGUUGCUUUUUAGAGUGUGGCACACCUUUUCUCUUUCUCGUUAUAUUUCCUGCUUGUGAGAACUUCAAAUUUUUCCGCUGCACAGAACAUGCAGUUUGGAGUAGUGAGCAGGCCACUCCAAUAAAACUAAUAAAACAUUCAUAAAAUAUUCUUGUGGCACAUUCAGCUGGUUGAACACAGGAGUGAAAGUCCAAAUAAAUUUUCUAGGUCUUGACUGAAGAAAUAAACAUGAUUUUAUAUAUAAACAGGAUUUUCGGGGUCCUGGUGGCCUAGUUGACUGACAUAUCGAUGUUAUACCACUGUGGUAGGUUUGAAUUUGUUUUGGGAUCUUUUUCAUGAUCUUCCACAACUUUUUCUCUUUUAAGCUUCUUCUCCCCAACGUAACUUUUGUCUAUUUUUCAGCAAUACUUAAAGUUUAUCUGUGUGUUUCAUUCACUGUUUCCACUUUAGAAGCACCGCUGCACUUUGAUAAGUGUGAUUAGGAGAAGUACCUUUGCAUGUAAAAAAAAAAAAAGAAAAGCUUUUUGGCAACAAGGAAGUGUUAGAUUUUAUUUUCUUCUUUCUCUUAUACUCAUAAAAACAUAACAUAGACAGACUAAUGUACUUUCAGGGAAUUCUUGUUAAGUAAGCAUACAGGUUAGCCAGCAUCGAUAUGUACUGCAGGAUUUGCCAAACUGUACUUUUUUUGUAAUGCAUACACAAUGUUUGGGCAGGUUGAAACUUUUUGUGUGACUGUGAACUUUAAAUUCAUUUAAAAGUAGAGUCAGUG